Molecule: messenger RNA, 1575 nt
Organism: Rotaria sp. Silwood1
Lineage: Eukaryota; Metazoa; Rotifera; Eurotatoria; Philodinida; Philodinidae
Source: the annotation of a GenBank genome assembly
AUGUCUGUGUUAGAUUUUAUAAUACCAAGAAGACUAGAUAAUCCCGAUGAAUUAAUAUCUAAUCUAGAAUCUUUACCAUCCUAUGAAAAUUUAAUACAAAAUUCUGAUGAAUCGACUGUUUUUGAUGAUGAACAAGAACCAUCAUUAGGUUUAAUUAAUUUUAUUCGAAAAAGUUCUCUAUCCGAAUCACCAACACCAUCACCACCACCAACAAUAAUAGAUUCUUCAAAUAAUAUAAGUAUUGAUGAUGAUAUAAUAACAAAUGUAACUGAUUCAAUUUCAACAAAUAGUGUUGAUGAACAACAUUUAAAUCAAAAUAGUGAUGAUGAAUCAUAUAUAAAUUUACUUAAAAGUCGUGUUAAACAUGUAUUUGUUAUGAGUGAAAAUGGUAAACCAGUUUUUACAAGAUAUGGUGAUGAAGAUCAAUUAGUUACAUUAAUGGGUGUUAUGCAAACCCUUGUUUCAUUUGCUGAAUUAACAGAAUCUAGUCAAUUAAAUUAUUUAAAAGCUGGCCGUUCUCGUAUAGCAUUUUUACAUAAAGAACCAUUUGUAUUUGUUUUAGUAACAUAUACAAAUGAACAUUCAAUAUGUCUUCUUCAACAAUUAACAUAUGUAUAUCAUCAAAUAAUAAGUACAUUAACAUUAAGUCGUAUAAAACAAAAAUUUAUUGUACAACCAAAUUUUGAUAUACGUCGUUGGUUAUCAAAUGCUGAAAAAAAAUUAUUACAUAAUAUUAUUAAUAUGUAUGAACGUGAUUUAGGUAUGCUUAUAACAUCUGCUAAAUGUUUAAUUUUACCAGUUAAUAUACGAAAUCAAAUUGGACAAACAGUUGCACAAACAAUACGAGGACAACAAGAUAUGAUAUUUGCUGUAAUACUUGCUCAUGGUCAUCUUGUUACAAUAGCACGUUUAAGAAAUUAUCAUUUACAUCCAUCAGAUCUUUAUUUACUUAUAAAUCUUGUUAAUAGUUCAGAUGCAUUUAAAGGUGUUGAAUCAUGGGUACCUGUAUGUUUACCACGAUUUGAUCCGGGAGGUUGUUUUCAUGCACAUAUAUCAUAUUUAGAUGAUAGUUGUGAUGUAUGUCUAGUUUUAUUAACAGUAAAUCCUGAACAUUUUCAAAUACUUUCUGAUUUUAAACAAACUAUAAAUGAAAAAUUAAAAAAAUUAAAUUUAAUCAUACAAAUUAAACUUGCAUUAGAAAAAGAUCGUCUUUUAUAUGAUGAAAUCGCUUGUAAUGACUUGAGAUAUUUUGCAUAUAAAUCACGUGGUUUAAGUCAAUAUAUAUCUUCAAAAUUAUUAAAACCUUAUAUAACAAAAGAACAACAUGUUAGAUUAUUUGAAUUGAUUCGUUAUGUUUAUGGACGUCUUCAUAAUCCGAAUCAUCAAUUAAAAAUUAUUUAUUUUAAAACUGAAUAUGAAUCAUUACUUGGAUGGUUGGCACCAGGAUUUGAAUUACAUGUAGUAUUUUCACCAUUUGUUACAAUGGAAACUGUUAUUUUAUGUGCUGAUCGUAUAUUAUCAUAUAUAAAACGUGAAGAAAGUCAAUUAUUUAUAAUAAGAUGCGAAUAUAUUUGA